Messenger RNA from Halteromyces radiatus, 1079 nucleotides. RefSeq lists its product as uncharacterized. The record is from RefSeq and is a predicted model, not a curated record. Gene Ontology annotation, cellular component: mitochondrial inner membrane; nucleus. The transcript is spliced from 2 exons. Gene Ontology annotation, molecular function: nucleic acid binding; single-stranded DNA endonuclease activity; RNA endonuclease activity. Gene Ontology annotation, biological process: apoptotic DNA fragmentation. Lineage: Eukaryota; Fungi; Mucoromycota; Mucoromycetes; Mucorales; Cunninghamellaceae. The coding region runs from base 36 to 968 and encodes 310 amino acids.
UUUUUUUUUUUUUUUACAAAUACAAGUUUUAAAUAAUGACUUUUGGAAAAAAGCAAGAAACUACUCGUUGGCUUCCUUUGAUAUCAAGUUUUUGUGUUGGUAUGAUCUUCAUGAUCGUCAUUCAAAGCUGUUUGAUUACUCGAACGGAUUCCACAGUACGUCAACUAUUACGACAAAAGCGUGGUUUGAAUGGUGUAGAAAAAGGCAAGUUGGCAUCGACUAUACUUCAAUUUGGUGACCCUGGUACAGCUCGUGAUUUUUUUGAACGAGAAGAAUAUGUUAUCUCUUAUGAUCGUCGGGAUCGCGUUGCCUCUUGGGUAGGUGAACAUUUGACAGCAGCUUCUUUGGUGCCUGGUGAAGGUGUCAACAGAGAUCAUUCCAAAUUUCAAGAAGAUCCAGAUGUUCUCCCAAUAUUUAGAUCCACUUUGGCGGAUUACUCCGGUAGUGGUUACGAUAGGGGUCAUAUGGCGCCAGCAGGUGAUGCUGUUUUCAACCAAACGGCAAUGGAUCAAACAUUUUAUUUAUCAAACAUGUCUCCUCAAGUCGGCAUUGGAUUCAAUCGGCACUAUUGGGCAUACUUUGAGUCCUUUGCAAGAAAUUUGACUCAAUCGUUUUCUGAUGUUUAUGUAUUAACUGGACCUCUCUUUUUACCUCAACCUUCAGACAAAGAUAGCAAGAAAUAUACAAUGACUUAUCCUGUACUCAAUGGUAAUGUUGCUGUACCUACUCACUUUUACAAGGUCAUCCUGGUCCCUGAUGGCAAGAAAAAGGAUUCCUAUGCAUUUGGUGCUUUUGUUUUACCCAAUCAAAGUAUUCCUAGUGAUACUGACUUGACAAAAUUCAAAGUUACCUUGGAUGUUGUGGAAAAGGCUUCGGGAUUGAUCUUUUUUGACAAGUUGGAUGCAAAAUCUCUUGGUGAUCUUUGUAGUAUUACCACGUGUUCGGUCAAACCAUUUCACGGUAGUUAAGUUAUAGUUUGUUUGCAUCAUCAUGAUGAUAUUAUUAUUAUUAUUCGAAAUAAAGUUUUUUUUUUUGAUUCAUUUCAACUUUUUCUAGUUUGAUUGAAAUCCUCCGGAAAA